Molecule: messenger RNA, 1101 nt
Organism: Cricetulus griseus (Chinese hamster)
Lineage: Eukaryota; Metazoa; Chordata; Mammalia; Rodentia; Cricetidae
Source: RefSeq, a predicted model, not a curated record
AUGGAAGAACAGGGGGAAACGUUUUCUUCCACUGCUCCGAGGAGGAGCAAGGAGCUCCAGUUUGCCUGCGGGCAAGCAGAAACAAAACGUUUUUUAGAUGACCGGCUCAGGCCGUUCUCUCUAGCAGGCAAAGGACAGAUCCACGUUGCAAACCUUAGCACAAAGGACUUUGAGGAAAUCCGCAAGCUAGAUUCUAGUUUUAAUUCCUCCUCCAAGGGAUCGGUCCUACUUGCGGCCUGCUGGAGCCAGAGUUCCUCAACAAAUAGCCCAGGUCGGUAUGUCAACCGAUUCACCGUCGCCUCCUCUCCUUCUAUGACUAAAAGCACUGUGAAUGACUUGUGUUGGCAUGUCCGCUGUCUCUCCUGCAGUGUCUGCAGAACCUCUCUGGGAAGGCACACAAGCUGUUACAUUAAAGAUAAAGACAUUUUCUGUAAACUCGAUUACUUCAGGCGCUAUGGGACACGCUGCUCCCGCUGUGGGAGGCACAUCCACUCCACUGACUGGGUCCGCAGGGCCAAGGGCAACGUCUAUCACUUGGCCUGCUUCGCCUGCUUUUCUUGCAAGAGGCAGCUGUCGACUGGAGAGGAGUUUGCCCUGGUGGAAGAGAAAGUCCUGUGCAGAGUGCAUUUCAUCUGCAUGCUGGAUAAUUUAAAAAGAGAAGUGGAGAAUGGUAAUGGGAUUAGUGUGGAAGGAGCCCUGCUCACAGAACAAGACGUCAGCCAUCCAAAGCCAGCCAAAAGAGCACGGACCAGCUUCACAGCAGAUCAGCUCCAGGUUAUGCAAGCACAGUUUGCUCAGGACAACAACCCCGAUGCACAGACCCUGCAGAAACUGGCUGAAAGGACAGGCUUAAGCAGACGCGUCAUACAGGUAUGGUUUCAGAACUGCAGCCCCCGCCACAAGAAACACGUCAGUCCAAAUCACUCCUCCUCUGCCCCAGUCACAGCGGUGCCCCCAUCCAGGCUGUCUCCGCCCAUGUUGGAAGAAAUGGCCUAUUCGGCCUAUGUGCCCCAGGAUGGAACCAUGCUGACAGCACUACAUACUUACAUGGAUGCUCACCAACAACUCCUGGACUCCAGCCCUUGUUACCCUAUACAGUGA